Messenger RNA from Gordionus sp. m RMFG-2023, 794 nucleotides. RefSeq names its product NAD kinase-like. Gene Ontology annotation, molecular function: NAD+ kinase activity. Gene Ontology annotation, biological process: NADP+ biosynthetic process. The coding region runs from base 105 to 566 and encodes 153 amino acids. The transcript has 7 exons. Lineage: Eukaryota; Metazoa; Nematomorpha; Gordioida; Chordodea; Parachordodidae. The record is from RefSeq and is a predicted model, not a curated record.
UUCUUGCUAUUUAGAGGUGGAACCCGUACCGAAUUAUUAGAAAAGAUCCUGAAAAUCGGCAAAAGUAAUCCUGAUUUUGAGUGUACUUUAUUAUUAUUAUUAUAAUGGAGCAAAAUUUGCCAGAAUCAAAAUCACUGAGAUCAUUUAAAAUUUUAGGACCAACACCAAAUUUUAAAUUUGGACCAAAAGCAUGCCUGUUAGAAACUAUAUCAAAAGAAAACAACAUAAUAAAUUUACCUUAUUCAUCUUGUCAAAUAUUGAGAUGGGAUUCACCACCAAGAACUAUCUUGAUCAUUAAAAAAUUGGGAGAUACAUCAAUCAAUGAAGCCUUUUUCCAAAUGAUUACAUGGUUGAUUAAAGAAUAUGAUAUGAAUAUUCUUGUGGAAAAAAGUGUUAUGGAAGAAGAAUUACUUAAAGAGAAGAUGGCCAAGGCUGAUAUUAGUUCAAAAAUAUCUACCUAUAUUAAAUAUCACUGCAAUCUAAAUAAUAAAGUUGAUUUUAUUAUAUGUUUGGGUGGAGAUGGCACCUUACUUUAUGCAUCAUCUAUAUUCCAAUAUAAUCAUUAGUAUUACUUAUAUUCCAAGCUGAUAACAUGAUGGGAACUAAAAUACGCGUCCCCGAAAACUACGCGUCCCCAGUCAAAACGACUUAUUUUUAUUAUUAUUAAUAGAAAAUCUUAUUAAGCUUUAUAAUAUGAGUUAGAAAAUGUUUUUUUUAAUUUAAAAAAAAUACGGUAACUAAAUAAAAUUUAUAAAAAUUUAUUUUUUUUGGCUAAACUAUGCGUCCCCGGUCAA